This is a messenger RNA of Rhododendron vialii, 1371 nucleotides long. RefSeq names its product vacuolar protein sorting-associated protein 26A. Gene Ontology annotation, biological process: intracellular protein transport; retrograde transport, endosome to Golgi. Gene Ontology annotation, cellular component: endosome; retromer complex. Lineage: Eukaryota; Viridiplantae; Streptophyta; Magnoliopsida; Ericales; Ericaceae. Bases 162 to 1067 code for a protein of 301 amino acids. The record is from RefSeq and is a predicted model, not a curated record. The transcript is spliced from 12 exons.
CGAAUUCUGAAAGGUUGCAUUGCUUGAUCUUUGACUCCCUCCUUUCGAUCCUUCCCCGUCAAACAACUCCGAUCACUCUCUCUCUCUCUCUCUCUCUCUCUCUCUCUCUCAAUUUGGUGUUGUGAUCAAAGUUCUGGAUUUGGUAUUCGACCGUGAACAACAUGAAUUUUCUCGUUGGAGCUUUCAAGCCUGCUUGUAACGUUUCAAUCACAUUUUCUGAUGAGAAAAAUCGCAAGAAGGUCCCGACAAAGAAGGAAAAUGGCACAUCACUGUCGGUCCCACUCUUCCAUAGUCAGGAAAAUAUUGCUGGGAAGAUUUCUAUAGAACCAGUUCAAGGGAAGAAAGUUGAACAUAAUGGGAUUAAGGUUGAGCUCCUUGGUCAGAUAGAAAUGUAUUUCGACAGAGGCAACUUCUAUGACUUUACCUCCCUUGUUCGCGAGCUGGAUGUUCCCGGUGAAAUAUACGAAAGGAAGACAUAUCCCUUUGAAUUUUCUACCGUCGAAAUGCCUUAUGAGACAUACAAUGGGGUGAACGUGCGGCUCAGGUAUGUCUUGAAAGUCACAAUCAGUCGUGGUUAUGCCGGCAGCGUUGUGGAAUACCAAGAUUUUGUUGUUCGUAAUUACAGUCCGGCUCCACCAAUCAACAAUAGUAUCAAGAUGGAAGUUGGAAUUGAAGAUUGCCUUCACAUCGAGUUCGAGUACAAUAAAAGCAAGUAUCAUUUGAAAGACGUGAUUAUAGGAAAGAUAUAUUUUCUUCUUGUGAGAAUUAAGAUUAAGAAUAUGGACCUUGAGAUCAGACGUAGAGAAUCAACCGGAUCAGGGGCCAGCACCCACGUUGAGACGGAGACACUUGCAAAGUUUGAGUUGAUGGAUGGUGCUCCAGUCAGAGGUGAGUCAAUACCAAUUAGAUUGUUUCUUAGCCCAUACGAACUGACGCCAACGCAUCGCAACAUCAACAACAAAUUCAGCGUGAAGUAUUACUUGAACCUUGUUCUUGUCGAUGAAGAGGACCGUCGGUAUUUUAAGCAGCAAGAAAUUACAAUAUACCGUCUUGAAGAAGCUUCCUGAUUUUUCUUGUAUGAAAUUGUCGUUCCAUCAAGAACGGAGAAAUUGAUUGCAAUCACGAGGCACUACAUGGAGCAUCAACGCGUAGGAUCAUGUCAAAUGAUGUUUCUCGGAGGUUGUUAGGACAUGUCAGAAUGUUAUUUAUCGGGGAGUGUUAUGUUGAAUUUGUACUUAUUUUGUAUUUGUCCUUAUUGGUGAUUCCCCUCUUGGGUUUGUUGUACAGAUGGCAUCUAUGUGGAGUAUCUGGAAUUCGAAGCUAGGAUCCCUGUUUGAUGUUUUGAAUAAGAAUAUGAACUGUUAUCCUUUA